CACCCAAGGCACGAGGAUCUGCAGCCAUGCAAGGCUCCAGUAUUUCGCCUCACUCGUUUUCUCUCCUGAACAAAGUGGAAGUGCAAAAUCGCCCUCCCACCCCACCUCGUCAGCAUGAAGAGGUGCACAUCGGAUGAGCUGCAGCAGCCUGAGGAGGACUGUGCUGGGGCUGAAGAUGCCCCCAACCUGGCUGCCAUGGAUGCGAAACCUGGGGAUUGCGCGUCUGCUCUGUCAGAUACGGGCACGGCUGCUAAUCCAAACCCUGCUCCCCAUCCUGUUCCCCGGUGCAAGCCUCCUGAUUUAAAGAAAAUACAGCAGCUCUCAGAAGGCUCCAUGUUUGGCCAUGGCCUGAAGCACCUUUUCCACAGUCGCCGCAGGUCGCGGGAACGGGAGCACCAGAACUCCCAGGACUCUCUGUCGCAGCACUACGGGAUGUCUGACCACGACUCCCCUGAUGAGAAGGAACGCUCGCCAGAGAUGCACCGUGUCUCCUACGCCAUGUCCCUCCACGACCUUCCUGUACGCCCCACUGCCUUCAACAGGGUGCUGCAGCAGAUCCGCUCCCGCCCAUCCAUCAAGAGAGGGAGCAGCUUGCACAGCGGCAGCCGCCGGAGCAAAAGCAGCUCCCUUGAUCCCCAGAAAGGCAGCCCCCAUCUGGUCCGGAAGGCUCCCCAGGAUAGUAGCCUCACAGCCAUACUGCAUCAGCACCAGGGCCGGCCAAGGUCUUCAUCUGCCACAGACACCGCCAUCUUGCUGGCUGAAAGUGGGGCUGUGUACCUCCUCCCGGAGGAGUCGGAGUGCCUCGCCGACAAGGUGCAGUUGCCCAGUGGACCAGAUUGUCCCUCUGGGAGCCGUGGUUCAAAGCGGAUUCAGGAUCUCUCGUGUAAUGAUUUUGGUGGUCUCAGCUGCACACUCGGCAGACGCCACUCGCUCACACAGCAGCAUCGCCAACCCCGAAACGCACUAGUCUGGCCCUCAAAAAUCAAGAACAUGGCUUAA
Messenger RNA from Emys orbicularis (European pond turtle), 999 nucleotides. RefSeq names its product transmembrane and coiled-coil domains protein 2-like. The transcript has 4 exons. Bases 115 to 999 code for a protein of 294 amino acids. NCBI's taxonomy places the organism in Eukaryota, Metazoa, Chordata, Testudines, Emydidae. The record is from RefSeq and is a predicted model, not a curated record.